AUCAUUUACAUAUGUAUAUAUUUUCUACGAAAUUUUGGUCGAAAUUCUAAAAGUAAAGGAGACGCAACAGUUCCAACCACCUUUGAGAUUUUGGGCCUAAAUGCCAACAAUGACCAAUACGGUCAUUUAAAAAUUACAAUAGCCACACUGUUUUCCCAUAAUGAUACUCAAGGAUCCACCCACUCUAAAAGAUGUUCUCAAAAUAUUCAUAGUAGGCUUGGCUCUGCGCUCAUAUGCCGUGACCAGCGACAGCAAUGGUCAGGAGCGGCGCACCAGCAUUGGUCAUGAGUUCGCUAGACGUGUACAGCUGGCGGCCAAUCGAAUGGUCAUUGCGAAGCACUACCGAUUCGUGAAGAAUCGCCGCCUUAUGUGGUGCAUGACGCCGGAACGCCUAAAGGACUACGAUGCCAAGAACAAGCAGCGUGCAGCUGAACAGAAGCGCGAGUUAACUCAAAGCGUGCAGGAGUUUGUCACCAAAGUCAAUCCAAAUGUCAAGUAAUAAACGUAAAGUUUUAAUGCCCCAUGUUGGGCGCCACUAAGUA
Messenger RNA from Scaptodrosophila lebanonensis, 542 nucleotides. RefSeq lists its product as uncharacterized. The transcript is spliced from 2 exons. The coding region runs from base 161 to 499 and encodes 112 amino acids. NCBI's taxonomy places the organism in Eukaryota, Metazoa, Arthropoda, Insecta, Diptera, Drosophilidae. The record is from RefSeq and is a predicted model, not a curated record.